Messenger RNA from Electrophorus electricus (electric eel), 2860 nucleotides. RefSeq names its product P450 (cytochrome) oxidoreductase a (gene pora). The record is from RefSeq and is a predicted model, not a curated record. Gene Ontology annotation, biological process: response to hormone. Gene Ontology annotation, cellular component: cytosol. Gene Ontology annotation, molecular function: flavin adenine dinucleotide binding; FMN binding; NADPH-hemoprotein reductase activity. NCBI's taxonomy places the organism in Eukaryota, Metazoa, Chordata, Actinopteri, Gymnotiformes, Gymnotidae.
GUCCCACCAUCUUUUUCAGAAGCAACUUGUUUAUCUACUGGUUUCCCUCUUGCAGGGGACUGGAGGCAGUCCCAGAGAUAAGGACACGCCCCACUACAGGGAAGCAUCAUUGCCAAAUGAUUUUCUCAAAAUACAGAGGAAGGGGCAAGAAUGUGGAGAGACUGAGACGCGAAGGUGUGUGAGCUUUCCUCUGUCAGCGCACUCAUUUGUGUGUAAACAAGAGCAAUAUCCAUGCAAGGGGCAAGUUUCAUUGAGAAAAUGAAGAAAACUGACAGAAAUAUUGUGGUGUUUUAUGGUUCUCAAACGGGCACUGCAGAGGGGUUUUCUAACCGCCUGGUAAAAGAUGCCCGGGAUUACGGUAUGAAAGGCAUGGUAGCAGACCCAAAGGAGUAUGACAUGUCUGAGCUAUGUCAUCUGCCAGAGAUCACCAACUCCCUGGCAGUGUUCUGCAUGGCUACGUAUGGGGAAGGCGAACCUACUGAUAAUGCUCAGGACUUCUAUAACUGGAUGCAAUCGACAGGCAACAGUCUAGAGGGAGUCCAUUUUGCAGUGUUUGGAUUGGGGAAUAAGACCUAUGAGCAAUUCAACACCAUUGGGAUAUAUACAGACCAACGUCUGGCAGAACUUGGAGCUACGAGAGUCUUUGACCUUGGCAUUGGAGAUGAAAACAACAACAUGGAGGAAGACUUUAUUUCUUGGAAGCAACGGUUCUGGCCAGCUGUGUGUGAGUUCUUUGGAGUGCAAGCUACAGAAGAGGAAUGCAGCUCUCGGCAGUAUGAACUGGUGGUCCACCACAACAUCAGUAUGAAUGAAGUGUACACAGGAGAGCUGGAUUGUCUUAUGAGCUUUCAGAUCCAGAAAUUGCCUUUUGAUGCAAACAAUCCCUUCUUGGCGCCUGUAAUUGUUAACCGUAAACUGAACAAGGGACGAAGCCGUCAUUUGAUGCAUUUAGAACUGGAUAUCUCAGGUUCUAAUAUUAGUUAUAAUGCUGGAGACCAUGUUGCUGUUUACCCUGCAAAUGAUGUCUCAUUAGUGAACAGACUGGGGGAGAGAUUGGGUGUCAACCUCGACACAGUCAUCACGCUGAAGAAUCUGGAUGUGGAUUCCAGUAAGAUGUACCCAUUCCCCUGCCCCACCACCUAUCGCACAGCACUGACCCACUACCUGGAUAUCACCAGCCUGCCGCACUCUAAUGUGCUGGUUGAGCUGGCGCAGUACGCCUCUGACCUGAAAGAGCAGGAGACAAUUCGUAAAAUGGACUGCUCCUCGGCUGAAGGCAAGGCACUGUACCACAGCUGGGUGCUGGAUGCUGAGAGGGACAUCCUAACUGUUCUAGAGGACCUGCCUUCCUUACACCCUCCUAUGGAUCACCUGUGUGAGCUGUUGCCUCGACUACAGGCGCGCUAUUACUCUAUCGCCUCUUCUGCCAAGGUCCACCCCACCUCUAUACACAUCUGUGCAGCUGUGGUGGAGUACACUACCAAGACAGGGCGGGUCUUCAAGGGUGUGGCCACCAACUGGCUCAAAAACAAAGUAAUAACUGACAGCUGCCUGAGGCCAAGUGUCCCUAUGUAUGUCAGGAAGUCACAGUUCCGCUUGCCUUUCACUGCCAGUAAACCGGUUGUUAUGAUUGGGCCUGGCACUGGUAUCGCCCCAUUCAUGGGAUUUAUCCAGGAAAGAGCAUGGCUAAAAGAACAAGGAGAGGAAGUUGGUGAGACAAUACUUUACUUUGGCUGUCGUCAUCGAAACGAGGACUUCCUGUACCAGGAGGAACUACAGGAGUUUGAAAAAGCUGGGGUGCUCACUCAGCUAAAUGUGGCUUUUUCUAGGGACCAGAGGCACAAGGUCUAUGUUCAACAUCUCCUGAAGAAAAACAAAGAAUAUUUGUGGAAGCUGAUACACUUCAGUAAUGUACACAUCUACGUCUGUGGUGAUGCACAUAACAUGGCCAGGGAUGUGAAGGCUACGUUCCAUGCGAUCGCUGAGGAGGUCGGAGAGCUGUCUCACGCUGAGGCUGUAGACUACUUCAAACAGCUGACGAUUUCAGGACACUACUCACAAGAUGUGUGGAGCUGAAACUGAGACACCAACUUCAUCCCUUUCCCUCUACUUAAUUAUUGUUGGAGUCUGUGUACACCACUGAACCCAGCUAUAGGAUACAGUGCAGGCAUGGCAUGCACAGUAUGUUAAUGUGACAAUGAAACAGAGUUCCACUGCUACAUAGUGAAGUCUCUUGUACACUAAAUGCACAAAAUGAAACCUUCAUAAGCUAAAGUGGGUUAAAACACACAACCCCAUCAAUUCCUCAUUACUUUGCAAUACAUUAAUAAUUGUGGCAAUGCAUCACUUACCCACCCAAAAACCUCUAUUGGGAGACUUAGUGUUUUCUUUGACUUUCUCAUUCUCUCUUUAAUUUAUUUGAUAUGAAUACACUUUGAGUAACUUUUAAGUGAAGCUUUUGCACAUGGGCAUUAGUUUGCACUUUAGCAGAGUACAAGGAAAUGUGGUUUCAAGCCCUUUAACAGAUUGUGAGCAAGUGUGGUGUCAGGCACUUUGAGGAUGUGUGAUAAGUCAUAGUAGACUAAAUAACUAAUAACAAUAAUUUUAUUUUUUUAAACAUAUUUAUUUUGAGUGAGGUUGUUGAACAAAGCUUUUGUAUAUUCACUCUGUCCUAGCUCUGCUCCUCACUCUUUGAGGACCUCAGACCAGUUUCUCAUGACUGCCCCAUGUUCUCGGCUAAGGCUUAGGGUGACUUCUCUUUUGCAGUUGUGGUCCUGAUGCUGAGGAACAGGCUGGUGUUGAGCAUUUGCCUGCUCCCUCUACCACAGUACUGAGGUCAAAACCUAAAACUUUUUACUUU